UACAGAGUAUAAUGAACACCAAUCAGUGAGAACCGAAACCCUCACUUUAUUUCUUCCACGACACCCCUCCGCCCCCCCUAUUCUCCUCGCGUAUAUUCUCAUACCUUUAUUUUCCGUUCUUUUUCUCUAGAUCAAUCGACCACAGUGGUGAUGAAAAUGGGAAGAGGACGAGGAUGACAAAUCGGCCGCCACUGUUAAGGAGUGCUCAAGCCCCGAUUAAGCCACUACUUCCGCUAGUUAGCAUCGAUGGAACCGCCGCCACCACUGAUGAGUGCCUAGAAAGCCGCCGCUGCUGUUAAUGAACGCCUAGAAAGCCGCCACCACUGCUGCUGCUAAUGAGUUUCAUUGAAUACAUCAUGACCCUUUUCUACCCCUUUACUUUCAGCCACCACCACAUAGGACAAAGCCAAACCAAUAUCUUACACAUGCAAGGUGUUCGGACAUGUCACAUUAUGAGAUAUAUGUUGGCUCAAAAAGGAGGGUAUAGUGGGAUUGAGUUUUCAAAAAAGGAUCUAUAUAACUAUCUUGACAGACAGAAGCAUGUUAAGAUUCAAGAUGGGGAUGCACGAACUGCUCUUAGCUACAUUCAAGGCAAAGCUGACAAUGAACCCAUAAUGUUUUAUGGACAAAACAUAGUAGACUUUCAGUGCUUUGGUGACGUUCUUGGAUUUGACACCACGUACAAGAAAAAAUAUAUAAUUAUCCAUUGGUUAUUUUUUCAGGAUGUAACCACCAUUCUCAAACUAUUGUAUUUGGUUGUGCUUUGGUGACAGAUGAAACAUUUGAGACAUAUAAAUGGGUCUUAGAAGUUGUUUUGGAAGCAAUGCACAAGAAACAUCACAUAUCAAUGGUUACUGAUGCUAAUGUUGCUAUGAGAGAGGCUAUUAAAUUAGUUUUUCCAGAUUCCAUUCAUCGCUUGUGUUCGUGUCACUUGAGUCAAAGUGCAUGUCAGAAUGCAAAAGACUCACCAUUUUUGGAGGAUUUUAAGCAAGCAAUGUAUACUAAUUUCACCCCUGAAGAGUUUGAAGAUUUUUGGCAGAAAAUUAUAGUUGAGCAUGGGGUUGAAGGUAACACAUGGGUUUUGAAAACCUAUGACAACAAGUUAUUAUGGGCUACUACAUAUCUGCGAGACACAUUCUUUGGACGAAUCCGGACUACAUCUCAGUGUGAAGCAAUAAAUUCUUUAAUUAGAUCCUAUGCGAGGAAAAAAAUACCCUCUAUGAAUAAAAUUCAUAAUUUUGAACAGCUGCUAAGGGAGUACCGAAAUAAUGAGUUGAUUGCUGAUUUUAAGUCCAAUUUCUAUGAACCAGUAAUGACGAGCUCCUUGAAGCACCUUAAGCGCCAGACUGCUAAUAUAUAUACAUCGGAAAUGUUUACAGAAGUUAAGAAAGAGAUUGAACUUGGUUGUGCACUAAAUGUUGUGGGUCGAAUAGAAAAUGAGAUGAAUUGACUCUUCACCUAAGCAAAUAUGGUCAUCCUGAAAGUUUAGUUAAAGUUGAUUUUGAUAGAUCAAAUUCUAAAUUUUCAUGUGCUUGUCGUCUUUAUGAAUCCCACAACAUUCCUUCUUCUCAUAUUAUAUGUGUUUUUGAAAAUUGAGAACAUCCAGAACUUUCCUAGUAGCUUGAUAUGUGGAAGAUGGACUAAGACGAGUAAGAUUGAUAUAAUCUUUGCAAUGUCAUCAAAUGAAGUACAUGUUGAUGUUAUGAUAUUUGCUCGUUUUGGUGCUUUAGCAGCUUCUUGUAAUAGACUGUGUAAAAUUGCUAUAAAAAAGACUGAAAACUUUGAUGAAGUUAGAGAUGAGAUACACAGACUCACUCAUAAGUUACAGAAGCUUGGUGAUCAAGGGAGUAGUCAUGCAUCAUUUGUUGAAGAUAUUGGUGAUCCUACUGUUGUAAAGACAAAAGGUGCCCCAGCAAAGAAAAAAAGGAGGUAAAAGGAGGCAUUGUUCGAAUUGUAACCGUGUAGGACAUGUAAUAACAACAUGCCCAAGGAUAGCUUCCGAUAACAAUCGCACUCAAAAUGAUGAUGUUAUAUCUUUGGAAGACAACGAAAGAUGUCAUGUUACUUUAUUAAUUUCCAUAUAUUUACAUAUGUUAGAAAACUUUUAUAUUUUAAAAUCUUUUUUUAGUAUGACAUGUGUGUACAUGUUAUGUUUAUAUUAUUGCAGGGCAAAUGAACCUUUCUGCAUGAAGACAAUCACGGUAACAAAACCAAUUGUAGUAAUGAGAUGUAUAAAUGUGAUGAUGUUGAUGGUGUUGGGAGCAAGGAUAAUGGUGGUUGUCCUAACUUCACAGUUAGUGAAAAGAAGAGAUAUCAUGUAAUCGUCUUUUGUGUUAAUGCUUGUAGAAAAAAGAGUGGAACUUCUAAACUUUUCUAGUUAUAUUUAUUAUUUUGUUGCAGGGUAAAAUAAUCCAGAAAUGUGAAUCUUCAAAAAGUUCAUCAAAGGUUCAUGUAAAUGAGAGAGCCAAGGUCAAAGAGUUAAAUAAUGAGUUAUAUAUACUAGUGAUGUAUUAUUUUAUAUAAUGUUCUUGAUGUUGGUUGAUGUUAAUGCAACAUGUAGAAUUGAAUAUUAACGACACUUUUCAAAAGAGUGGAAUACUAAUUGAUUAGCCAUCAAGCCUUUCAAGUGAACGUUUGCCUGGGACUAGCUACGCGUUCACCGAAGUUAGUCAAGUACCCAAUGAUAGUGGUGGAACUUCUUGGAAAGCUUUGCUCGAAGGAGUCAUUAAAAUGGUGCUCAAACAAGUGGUACACAUGGCAAUCUUCCUUGAUUUACAAGGUGUCUUAGUGAAGGUGGAAAAUAACAAAGAUACGGAUAUGAAGAAGUGUUGGUAAUGUAGUAAUUGU
Cuscuta epithymum is the source of this 2847-nucleotide messenger RNA. NCBI's taxonomy places the organism in Eukaryota, Viridiplantae, Streptophyta, Magnoliopsida, Solanales, Convolvulaceae. The record is from the annotation of a GenBank genome assembly.